Molecule: messenger RNA, 1493 nt
Organism: Branchiostoma belcheri (Belcher's lancelet)
Lineage: Eukaryota; Metazoa; Chordata; Leptocardii; Amphioxiformes; Branchiostomatidae
Product: WW domain-containing oxidoreductase-like
Exons: 15
Coding region: 18-1493 (491 amino acids)
Molecular function (GO): protein binding
Source: RefSeq, a predicted model, not a curated record
UCCGGUUCGAAUCACAAAUGGCGGCCGUGGAGGGGAUUUUUGACACGGAUUCUGAGGACGAAUUGCCGCCCGGCUGGGAGGAGAGAGUGACGACGGACGGCAGGGUCUACUACGCAAACCACACCGAGAAGACCACCCAGUGGGUUCAUCCCUCCAGCGGCAAGCGGAAAAGAGUGCUGGGAGAGCUGCCGUAUGGCUGGGAACAGUGUACAGAUGAGGAGGGCAGGAUGUACUAUGUGGAUCACGUGACCAGGAUCACGACCUAUACGGACCCGCGUCUGGCCUUCGCCGUGUCCGAGGACAAGGAGUGGCGGCAGCGGUUCGACGGACACAGCACGGCGCUCCAGGUGCUGCAGGGUCGCGACCUCACCGGCAGGGUCGCCGUGGUAACCGGCGCUAACUCUGGGAUAGGGUUUGAGACGGCGCGCUCGCUGGCUCUCCAUGGAGGGUUUGAGACGGCGCGCUCGCUGGCGCUCCAUGGAGCACAUGUUAUCCUAGCCUGCUCCAUGGAGGUGCAGUGGUGGUUUGAGACGGCGCGCUCGCUGGCGCUCCAUGGAGCACAUGUUAUCCUAGCCUGCAGGGACCUGCACAAGGCAAACCUGGCUGCCAAGGCCAUCAGGGCGGAACGGGCCUCAGUCCAAGUAGAUGUGCUGCAGCUGGACCUGGCCUCCCUCAGGAGCGUGAAGCAGUUUGCAGAUAACUUCAGGCUCAGGGAACUACCUCUCCACAUCCUGGUCCUGAACGCAGGGCUGUUUGGGUUACCAUGGCAAUUGACAGAAGACGGUCUGGAGAGCCUCUUCCAGGUGAAUCACCUGGGACAGUUUUACCUGACACAGCUGCUGGAGGACGUCCUGAUCAAGUCUGCACCUGCCCGGGUCGUGGUCGUGACCUCCGAGUCUCACAGGUUUGUGGAGUUGAAAGGCCUCCCCCUGACUGAAGAGUGGCUCUCCCCCUCUGAUGACAGAGUCUGGCCCAUGGAGCAGUACAACAGGACAAAACUCUGCAACCUGCUCUUCUCACAGGAGCUGCACCGUCGUCUGUCCAGGCAGGGAGUGACCAGUAACGCCCUCCACCCGGGGAACAUGAUCUCCACUGACCUCCCCAGGAACUGGUGGUUCUACAGACUUCUCUUCCUGCUGGUCAGACCAUUCACCAAGUCUCUGCAACAAGGUGCGGCCACGAGUGUGUACUGCGGCACGGCGCGGGAGCUGGAGGGUCUGGGCGGGAUGUACUUCAACAACUGCUGCCGCUGCCUGCCCUCACCGGACGGACAGAACGAGAGAGCCGCCGCAGAGCUGUGGGACAUCAGCGAGCGCAUGCUCAAGCCUCAGGCAGAAGUUGUUUUCCGUCAGGCCUGCAUGUUUCAGCUGAACUGUUCUGCCUUCAGGCAAAACCGGCAAACUGCGUUGUUCCUGCCCUACCUGCAGGCAGUGGUUGUUCCUGACAGUCAGGCUGGCAGCACCCAGCAGUCCCAGCCUGCUGCUGACCUCUGA